This is a messenger RNA of Polychytrium aggregatum, 243 nucleotides long. RefSeq lists its product as uncharacterized. The record is from RefSeq and is a predicted model, not a curated record. The annotation marks the transcript as partial. Lineage: Eukaryota; Fungi; Chytridiomycota; Chytridiomycetes; Polychytriales. The transcript has a single exon.
GAUGACUCGGACACAAUCCAGUGCCUGCGCUGCCGUACAUGGGGCCACUUGUGUUGUUUUGGAUUCCGCUCCCGCGACGACCCCAGGAUCCCAAAGGACCACUACUGCUUCAAGUGCGUUGACGCACUCAAAGGCAGGUCCAAUUGGCCAGGAGCGCAUCGAAAUGCAAUUUUCCGGAGGUGCUUGAAUGUGGUCCUGGAAGAAGGCAUGGAAGGUGUGCAAUGGCUUGCCAGCAGAUUGGGU